Molecule: messenger RNA, 5832 nt
Organism: Myxocyprinus asiaticus (Chinese sucker)
Lineage: Eukaryota; Metazoa; Chordata; Actinopteri; Cypriniformes; Catostomidae
Product: cortexin-1-like
Exons: 2
Coding region: 1038-1301 (87 amino acids)
Source: RefSeq, a predicted model, not a curated record
CAGAGCUUAAACGCACCCAAGUUUCAUGCGAGUGACAGUGAGGAGCGGAUUCUCCAUAUAUAUCAAAUAAAACACCACACAGGGUGACAUCAACAAGAUGCAACUGAUGAUCAGAGGCCAACAACAUCUGCAGUGUUGCUUCAACAAGGCCUGAGGGUGUAAUUUCUUUUGACUCAACACUGUCCACCUACAUUUGAUCCUGGCCCUGGACUCCACACUUUACUAGACAUUAGACCCACUCAAUCGAUUGUACCAACCUAACAAGACGUAUUCUCCAGACUCUGUUUGUGAAAACGCAUACAGAGGCACGCAAGAAAGAAGAGGUCAUCCCUGACUCAUCAAACUAAUGCACACCCACUGGAGCGACAGAAGCCCACUAAUCAAACUAUUGUUCUCGCCUCGACAACUGACUCAUUUAACGCUUGCAGUGGCCUCUCAGAUUCACAUAUUGAUCUAGUGCCAGGCUGAUCAGAUUAGUGGUUCAAUCUUCGUUUGUACACACGUUCUGCCACUUUCAGCACAAGCCCAAAUUAGGAAAUGUGCUGUUGGGUCAGUUUGUUGUAGUUCCCUUUGGCGUAUAGCGCUAUAAAGCACAGAGAACACCCCUAAGCCAUAUCCCAUCUGGAACCAAUUAGCCCCGAUCCCUGCAGUGAAGAGCAAGCAGGAGAAAACGAGUGUGUGGCUUGAGUCCCCUGCACACGUUGUGUUUUUAUUCGUUGUGGCAGACUGUUGUGUCAUGUCGCAUCUGACGCCACAGCGUUUGAGAGUCAGAUUGGAUUUGACAGGUUUAAAAUAAACAGGCCUGUCAUCUCAACCCCUCUAGGAGCAGAAAGGUCCUGGACGCAUCCGGAUUGCUCCACUUGUGUCAUUCUGUGUCCAGAUUCGUGUCUGUCACACAGUCGAGGGACAGGAGCACUCCCUGGGUUGACUUCGGCCACUUUUGUCCACUUUGAGGUUGCUGUCCCAAUCUGGCCAACCUGUCCGUUCAUCCCACCCUCCAGACAGCUUGCAAGUUCUGCCAUCGCCCUCCUUGGAGGAUGAGCGAUGUGUCCACACUGGACUAUGAGCUGCUCUCGCCGGGACCUUCCUUUUCAGGGGCCCCAAGCAGCCCAUCACUUGGCGGAGAUGCCGAGCAAAGGACGGCCUUCGCUUUUGUGGGUCUCCUGAUGGUGUUUUUGAUCUUUUUGUUGGUACGAUGCUUCCGUAUAUUGCUGGACCCCUACAGCCGAAUGCCUGCGUCCUCUUGGACUGACCACAAGGACGGGUUUGAGAGGGGCCAGUUCGAUUAUGCCCUGGUGUAGUCACAAAUCCAAGGGACCCAAAGUCACCUCAAUCCUCUGCCUUAGCCCAAUCAGUGGGCCAACUCUAAGCUUGUUGAUCAACUGGUACAGCGUGGCGCUAACAACGUCAAGGUCAUGGGUUAAAUUCCCAGGAAACACAUACUGACAACAUGUAUACCUUGAAUUCAUCAAGUUGUGUAUUAUUCAUAAAUGAAGACUACUGGAUGCUACUGUGACACCAUGUCUGAAUUAACAGGGUUGUCCAUUUCCGAUGCUGUAGCUAUUUCCUCAGGGGCACAAAACCUUUGUCUAGAAUAUUGAAAUAGAUUAAUUCAAUUACAAACUCUAUCUGGUCUAGACAAACAUCUGGAACGAAAUUAUGUGGAGCAUGGCGCCAUGUACUGUAAAAUUCAAGUUGCCCUACACAAUAUCUACUGUGAACUGUGACUAUACUUCUCAAUUUCUUGGAAAACCACUGUAGAUAUCUCAUAAUUACUGUAGAUAACUGAGGACGAUGUUACAAAUCCAAGAUUUAAACUCCCCUCUGGACCUUAAUCAGGGUUAUAUGUCAUCUUUAACAUGACACAAAUGCUGUACAUUGUUCAAUGGGUUGUGUUGUUAUGCACCUUCAUGUCAGUCAUUUAGCCAAAAAAAUUUUUUAUUGAAUGUGACAAUUUACAUAAGGGUGGUUUUACGAACGAUUUACACAAAUUUGUUCUAUUAGUGUUGUCGCAUUACAUAAAUUAUGACAUUGAAUUGAAUGUGACAAUUUACUUAAGAAUGGUUUUACGGGGGGGCCUGGGUAGCUCAGCCCUCAGUCGUGAGUUCGAAUCCAGGGUGUGAUGACUGACUCCAGCCAUGUUUCCUACGCAACUAAAUUGGCCCGGUUGCUAGGGAGGGCAGAGUCACAUGGGGUAACCUCCUCAUGGUUGCAAUUAGUGGUUCUUACUCUCAAUGGGGCGCGUGGUAAUUGUGCUUGGAUCGCGGAGAAUAGCAUGAGCUGUGAGUCUCCGCAGUGUCUUGCACAGUGAGCCACGUGAUAAGAUUGACGAUCUCAGAAGCGGAGGCAACUGAGACUUGUCCUCCGCCACCCGGAUUGAGGUGAGUAACCGCACCACCACGAGGACCUUUUACGAACUAUUUACACACAUUCGUUCUGUUAGUGUUGUCGUAUUAAAUUACGACAUUGAAUUGAAUGUGACAAUUUAUGUAAGAAUGGUUUUACGAACGAUUUACAAAAUUUGUUCUGUUAGUGUUGUCGAAUUACAUAAAUUACCACUUUACAUUGAAUGUAACAGUUUUCAUAAAAAUGUUUUUACGAUUGAUUUAUACAUAUUUGUUUUUGUGUGGUGCAUUACAUAAAUUGUCGCAUUGCAUUUAAUGUGACAAUUUACGUACAAAUGGCUUUACGAACGAUUUACCAAAUUCGUUCUGUUAAUGUUGUCGCAUUACAUCAAUUACCACAUUGAAUUGAAUGUGACAAUUUGUGUAAGAAGAGUUUUACGAAUGAUUUACUAAAUUCGUUCUGUUAAUGUUGUCGCAUUACAUAAAUUACUGCAUUGCAUUGAAUGUGACAGUUUUCAUAAAAAUGGUUUUACUAUUGAUUCACAGAUUUGUUCUGUUAGUGUUGUCGCAUUACAUAAAUUACCGUAUUGAUUUUAAUGGGAUAAUUUUCGUACGAAUGUUUUACGAUUGAUAUACAGAGAUUUGUUCCGUUUGUGUUGUCGCAUUACAUAAAUUGCUGCAUUGCAUUAAAUGUGACAAUUUAUGUUGAAUUGAAUGUGACAAUUUGCGUAAGAAAGGUUUUAUGAAUGAUUUACUAAAUUCGCUUUGUUAGUGUUAUCGCAUUACAUAAAUUACCGCAUUGCAUUGAAUGUGACAAUUUUCAUAAAAAUGGUUUUACGAUUGAUUUACACAGAUUUGUUCUGUUAGUGUUGUCGCAUUACAUAAAUUACCGCAUUACAUUGCUGCGUUGAACUGAAUGUGACAAUUUAUGUAAGUGGUUUUAUGAGCGACUUACACAAAUUUGUUCUGUUUGUGUUGUCACAUUACAUAAAUUGUCUCAUUGCAUUAAAUGUGACAAUUUACAUACAAAUGGCUUUAUGAACGAUUUAUACAAAUUUGUCUGUUCGUGUAGUUGCAUUACAUAAGUUUCUGCAUCAAAUUGAAUGUAACAAUUUACGUAAGAAUGGUUUUAUGAACGGUUUACACAAAUUCUUUUUGUUUGUGUUGUCGCAUUGAAUUGAUGUGACAAUUCACCUAAAUUUCUUUUUGCUCGUGUUUCAUAAAUGAGGCCCAAUGAACGGAGAGUAUUUUCUGCCCAUUUUCCACUGUAGAUAUCUCAUAAUUACUGUAGAUAACUGUGGACGAUGUUACAAAUCCAAGAUUUAAACUCCCCUCUGGACCUUAAUCAGGGGUAGACGUCAUCUUUAGCGUGACACAAAUGGGGAACAUUGUUCAAUGGGUUGUGUUGUUAUGCACCAUGUCAGUCGUUUAGCCCAAAUUUUUGAAUUGAAUGUGACAAUUUACAUAAGAGCGGUUUUACGAACGAUUUACACAAAUUCGUUCUGUUAGUGUUGUCGCAUUACAUAAAUUACGACAUUGAAUUGACAUUUUCCCCUUUCAUUUGUGUCAAAUUAAACAUGCUAUCACCGACUAAGGUCAUUUUCUAUUAGGCAUGAUUUUGAACAGAAAUUAUUUUACACCAAAUAUAUCUUUAAGUAUUCCUUCAGCAUUGUUGGAAGUUUGUCAGAUGUCCGACAUUCUGCCUUCGACAGAUACUUUGAAAUUUGUGCUUUAUAUUUCAGAGGACAUUCUGGAUUUGUGCUCCCUAGGUUGUUUACAGAAUCAAAAAACCCUUUAAGACUUUUAACUGAGUCGAUUUAAUGUUGUUUCUUUCCUGUCCUAUGUCUCCUUUGACUAUACUGUAUGUACAUAAGCCAUAUUUUCUUAUCUCUUGAAAGUGUCCAUGUUAUUGGUUGUUUGCUAAUCUGCAAAACUCUCUGAAACGGUUGUGAACGAAUGAGAUUUAGAAGCAACAGAAAUGCUUUAUUUUUGUAACCAGACUCAGUUUUGGAGUUCCCUUUCGCCCACAUGUUGUACACUAUAUUGCCAAAAGUAUUCGCUCACCCAUCCAGAUAAUUGAAUUCAGGUGUUCCAAUCACUUCCAUGGCCACAGGUGUAUAAAAUGAAGCACCUAGGCAUGCAGACUGCUUCUACAAACAUUUGUGAAAGAAUGGGCCGCUCUCAGGAGCUCAGUGAAUUCCAGCGUGGUACUGUGAUAGGAUGCCACCUGUGCAACAAGUCCAGUCGUGAAAUUUCCUCGCUACUAAAUAUUCCACAGUCAACUGUCAGUGGUAUUGUAACAAAGUGGAAGUGAUUGGGAAUGACAGCAACUCAGCCACGAAGUGGUAGGCCACGUAAAAUGACAGAGCGGGGUCAGCGGAUCCCGAGGCGCAUAGUGCGCAGAGAUCGCCAACUUUCUGCAGAGUCAGUCGCUACAGACCUCCAAAGUUCAUGUGGCCUUCAGAUUAGCUCAAGAACAGUGCGUAGAGAGCUUCAUGGAAUGGGUUUCCAUGGCCGAGCAGCUGCAUCCAAGCCAUACAUCACCAAGUGCAAUGCAAAGCGUCGGAUGCAGUGGUGUAAAGCACGCCGCCACUGGACUCUAGAGCAGUGGAGACGCGUUCUCUGGAGUGACAAAUCACGCUUCUCCAUCUGGCAAUCUGAUGGAUGAGUCCGGGUUUGGCGGUUGCCAGGAGAACGGUACUUGUCUGACUGCAUUGUGCCAACUGUGAAGUUUGGUGGAGGUGGGAUUAUGGUGUGGGGUUGUUUAUCAGGAGCUGGGCUUGGCCCCUUAGUUCCAGUGAAAGGAACUCUGAAUGCUUCAGCAUACCAAGAGAUUUUGGACAAUUCCAUGCUCCCAACUUUGUGGGAACAGUUUGGGGAUGGUCCCUUCCUGUUCCAACAUGACUGUGCACCAGUGCACAAACAAGGUCCAUAAAGACAUGGAUGAGCGAGUUUGGUGUGGAAGAACUUGACUGGCCUGCACAGAGUCCUGACCUAAACCCGAUAGAGCACCUUUGGGAUGAAUUAGAGCGAAGACUGCGAGCCAGGCCUUCUCGUCCAACAUCAGUGUCUGACCUCACAAAUGCGCUUCUGGAAGAAUGGUCAAAAAUUCCCAUAAACACACUCCUAAACCUUGUGGAAAGCCUUCCCAGAAGAGUUGAAGCUGUUAUAGCUGCAAAGGGUGGGCCGACGUCAUAUUAAACCCUAUGGAUUAAGAAUGGGAUGUCACUUAAGUUCAUAUGCGUCUAAAGGCAGAUGAGCGAAUACUUUUGGCAAUAUAGUGUAGCUCUCAUUUCUUCUAAUAGGACGGAUGUACCCAUAGUAUUAUGUGCCAAGAACAUUGCACAUUUUGAAAAUGGAGGAUUCUGCAUUGCUUUGUGAGAUUUGUAAGUAGACUGGAUAUUUUCCUAAAUCAUUUUUGUGAAGCUGGUGCAAUCCCUUGAAAUAAAAUAAAUUCACUAAAGAUCUCCAAUAUCCUCAGUAGACA